Lates calcarifer (barramundi perch) is the source of this 3375-nucleotide messenger RNA. Its product is annotated as UPF0450 protein C17orf58 homolog. The coding region runs from base 905 to 2113 and encodes 402 amino acids. The transcript has 5 exons. The record is from RefSeq and is a predicted model, not a curated record. Lineage: Eukaryota; Metazoa; Chordata; Actinopteri; Centropomidae. Gene Ontology annotation, molecular function: protein binding.
AUCCUGCCAUAUAUGCAUGGGAAAAAACAACAGUACAAUAUGCUACCACAUAUUACAAGCAUCACAGGCAAGGUACAUCAUGUUAUGUUCUCUAUCUAAUUCAACAGUAAAAAUGCGAAUUAUAAUGUUGUUACCAUUAUUUAUAUUAUGCAAAUGAUCAAAACAAACAUUAGAACAAUUAAGAUAAUUUACAAAAUAAAGUAUCACAAAUAAAUCCCAUUUUACAAUAGUUUUAUGGAUGAUGUUUUUCAAAUGGAUAUUCAUUUGAAUGUGUAUGUCUACUGGCUGUUCCACUGUAUGUUCAUGCUCUUGCGACAAAGAAUAGAAAACAGUGACGACUAGGAAACAAUGGUAUAUAAUUUCAAGUUAAUUUCUUUUUUUUUUUUUUUUUUUUUUUUUCCAGUUUGGUCGCAUUAGUUUGCAAAGCUGCAGUUCCUGACUAUGACCACCAGAGGGCAGUAAAGACCUUUGACUUUAAAUCCAUUCAGGUCAACCGUCUAACAUCAAGGAAAACCUUAACCAUAACCUGAAAUAUUUAAUAUCCACAAAAAUUUCAAACGUCCAAAAGAAGAAAAAAGAAGAAAAACAAGCAAGUAGAGCAUUAAUUCAGAGGAUUUUGAACAUUCUUUUGUACACUAGAUAUCAGAAAGUAAACUUUGUUCUCUUUUACAUAAAAUCCUACUUAGUAAACAGCAGCUAAUAUCUACACAGAGCCACAUUUCCCCUCUUAUAUUGUAAACAACCAUUUAUGAAUGAAAGGAGUGUCAUGUCAAAGUGCUUAUUUCUGUGUUUGGGACGUCCCACCACCUCCCUCUCCAUCUCCUUGCGGAGUGGGCCGUAUAAAAAUCCUAGGAAUCCCAGCUCUGUAGCAGACCUUAAAGUGUGUCCGCACUGAACAUCCAGGAUGACAGGGAUUAUUCUGUUUGUCUUGUUUCUAGGGCUUCCUCUUUACAGCACAGAGGAGCAUGUUGUUAACGAGCUGUACACCCUGAUAGAAAAGGGUCAGAGCAGCUUUGUGGAUCCAGCUCCGAGCAACCAGAGCAGGCUGGUGGUUAAAGAGCCCUCCCUGCCCAUCAACGAGCUCCUGGAGAAAAGCAGCAAGACCGUCGAGUCCAAGUUCGCCCUCCAUCCUCUGCCCUCAGCCGUGUGGCCGAAACACAGCGACUUAGCGCCCGUCCCCCGCCUCCACACUGCCCACAACAAGAGCAAGAAGGGCCCCAAGAGCGACCGUCUGCUGGAGCACAACAGCGAGAAAACCAGAGGGGAAGUUGUGGGUCUGCUUCCCAAAACCCCGCUGACGGGGGCCGCUGCAGCCGCGGCCGCCAACCGAACCGCGCAGAAACCCAACCAGGACUCCCAGACAAGCGUCAGUCCGCCCCAGCAGCAGGGCGACCCAGAGGGACACCCCAACUCCAGACCCAGGGUGCCACUGCACGCGCAGCCUCAGGCUCAGCCGCACCAACCGGCGUCUUCUCCGCGGAGAGAUCACCCCAACCGACGGCUGGACCCGGAGGAGAACCGGCCGGGGAAGUCCAGCCUCUAUCAGUCAGGUAUCGGUGCAGCGAGCCGGAACAACAGCCGCCCGCCUGUCGUCCUUAACCGGCGCUCCGCCAGCCUGCUCUACCAGUUCGACAUCCUGAGGCGAGAGCCUGACUUCACACAUGAUGCCUUCUGCAUGAGUGAGUGCAGGAAGGAGAAAGAGGAGAGAGAGUAUUACUGCUACAGUGAGUUUGCCAUCAAUGGGAUAGCCCACGACAUCGAGGUGUUGCGUAAAGGGAUACGGCUCAUUACGCUGAUGGUGAGCAGUGACGGGUUCUACAAGAUGAGUCGUCUCUACGUGACCCCAGACAGCUUCUUCUUCAAAGUUCGCCUUCUGGUCCUGGACACAUACAAAUGCAGCAAACCCUGCCCUGAUAUCAAACUCGGGACCAGAUACAUUGUAAUGGGUCAGAUUUACCACCGGAGGCGCCACCUUCCCAAUGACCUCCUGACCCUGCUGGGGGGUAAACUGAAGCCCGGGGACGGCCUCCUGCGAAGCAGCAACUACGUCAAGAGGUUCAACAAACGGAGGCACCAGAAAGCCCUGGAGGCCACCCGCUCCAGGUGUAGGUGAACCAAACAUUAAGGCGAUCAUCCCCUUCUGCAGGGGAAGAGACACUGCAGCUUACACGAACUGAUCGUAACUAACCCCCUCAGUUUUGUGCAAGAGAGAGGACAUUUUGCAGAAAGCCUGGAUUUACUUUGGUAUGGGUCGUUACGAUGUACCAUAAUGUAACAAAAGUAGUUCAUAGAGUGGGUGCAUUUUCUCAUUUCGCAUCACAUGGGCAUUUUUUUGGGGGGUGGGAGGGGGGUGUUCAUGUGUGUUUAACAUGCCAAUAUUUGUCCUGAGAGAGGAACGAGAUCAUAUCAGAUCCAGUCCCACUACAAUUCAAAUGAACACGCACACAAGAUCACCAACUGUAGGAACCUCAGAUCUUCUCAUACAAAUUCAACAUUUAAAUCUUCCCCUUAAUGAAUCUACGAUGCUUCUUAAUUGACAUGAAUGCAAAAUGUUGUAUUGCACUGAACUGUAUUGUUUUGUAACACCCAGUCCCGGGCAUGUUGUCCCUGUGGUUGUCAUUGGUAAGCAGGAAAUGCACUAUUAUCGUUACAGGGACCAAAGGGAGGGAAUCAGGGGCCUGAAAAAGCAGCAACAAACCCCAGUGGAGAAGAAGGGUGAGAGAGGAAAGAGGGAGAGAGAGAGAGAGAGAGAGAAAGAGAGAGAGGGAGCACAGGGCCUUUGCUUGUCACGAGAGCGGCUUAUUUUUCUAACUUUAAUUAUGUGUCCACGAUGACAUGUCUGCCCGAGUAGAAUGGGACAUCAAACGAGGCCUUGCUGAAUGAGGAAGGGGUGUGUGUGUGUGUAUGUGUGUUGUUGUUGUAGGGACUAAGCCAUAAGUCUAAUCGCGGGAAUCUGAUCCUUUCCGCACCUGGACACAUGACUCAGAAAAGUGCCUCCACUGCAGCUCCUCUUUGGGGUGGCUCUUGUUUUCUUGCUUACACACAAACACGUACUCCUUUUGGGAUGGCCCGAGCUCAAAAGGGGUGUUUAAAGUACUUAGGCAGGGAUCAGAGAGAGAGAGGUGGGCAGGGGCAAGGUGGAGGAGGAAUAAAGACAGUUAUGUAAAAUGACACAGGGAGGGGGAUCCGGGCAGGAGAAGGGGUGUUGGGUCCGUCUUUCUGAAGAAGCAGCUUCUUAUUUAAACAGAAAUCCCUGGCAUUGGUUGUAGUACGGCCCCCGAGCUCAUGCUUCCUAUGAAAGGGAAAAGAUUUGCACUGAAUGCUUACAUUGCUUUGCAGUACACAAACCCAAUAAAAAUGUGUAUUUGUUUUGUA